AUGAUGGAAUCAGAUUCAACAAUCGUUCAAAUGAAUAAUGAUGAGAAAAUUUAUUAUGAGAAAGUGGAUGAAUAUAUUAAUUCAUUAGAUAAAAAGUUUCGUGAAAAAUGUGUUAUCAAACAACAAGUUUACGAUGAUAUCCUGAAAUGCUUACUAUUACCAAAAGGUUCACCACCUGAUGCAUAUUCAUCAACAUUUGUUUAUUGGGGGCACGCUACUGUCUCACAUGGUGGUCGUGAAAAGACUUGUUUUGAAUUAAAUUUGCAAUAUUCGUGGAUUCCUCGAUUUUGUGUUGAAAUAUUCUUAAAACAAUGUCUACCAUGUCAAACAAGAAAACCACUUAAACAACAUGUCGUCUCAAAACCUAUUAUUUCAUUAGGAGUAAUGCACGCCUCCUAA
Molecule: messenger RNA, 399 nt
Organism: Rotaria sp. Silwood1
Lineage: Eukaryota; Metazoa; Rotifera; Eurotatoria; Philodinida; Philodinidae
Source: the annotation of a GenBank genome assembly